GAACUGUACCUUACCAAAGCAUGGACUUGGUAACCGUCGCUGAGAGUAGACUUAGCGCCUCUCGCUGUGUACACAGUCACUUCGUAUUCGUACGCACAUUUUGUCAACUGACUCAGUUGCAAUACUUUCUCCUGGACAGCUUUUCCUUGCAAACUGGCUACGUGAAGAACAAGCAUGCAAACAAGGAAAUAUUUACUGCACAUUAUGGCGAUUGUUCUGCUUGUUUGAAAUAACUUCCAAAGUUAAGCCAUCUUUCUGCUUGUCUUGAUAGGUCUAAAAUGCAAGGACGUUUGCAACCUUUGGAUUAUGGUCUAGCAAAAUAAUUUAAAUUACUUCCGUUCUUAGAAAUAGACGCUCAGGAAUCCGACGUUUUGUUCAAGCAGGUUCGUCGAUAAAGUUUUUUUUUUCACCUCGAUAGAACAAAGGAAACAAAGAGAAACAAGAGAUGUCAAUUCAAUCGAGCAGUUAGACCAUUGACAUUGAUUAAGUAUACAGAUCUCUUUCCGCCUGAUAUUUUCUAUGUAAGCUUGGACUGAGUGACUGAUUUCCUUUCACGAUUAUUUCAGCGCAAACUAUUAGAAGCAGGGAAUUCUAAAAUUCAACCACGAGUUCCAAAGUUUUGCCAAUGGUCGACUAGAAGUAACUUCCAUUCUAGCUUACGGAAGAGGCUCUUAAGCGGAGCAAUUGCUCAAACGGGUUUAUGGUUCGGACACACGCAGAGGUUUCAUUCACGUUGUCAGCAAGAGGGCAACUGGUUUUCAAAAGUGGGCAAAACUAUUUGAACUUAACUUCUUUAUAAGAAAACCUUUCUGCUAGAUGGUCAACUGAACCAGGUGAACAAAAUCGUUCUCACAGCCGGUCAAUUUCCGGUGCCCGGCCCUUAACCCUUUCAUGCUUGAUUUUGCUCCAAAAAAGCCGUAUUUCUUACCUUCAAAUGGUUUUUGGACAUCCAAUGUUACUAAAUUGCACUAACAUAGGGCCAUUGGCGGUGUUUUAACAAGAUUUUCAGCUGUAUGAUGAGAUUAUAGCAGGGUUUCCAACGUUUGCAAUAUCAAUUACUUACGCUCUCAGAAAGCCAUGCACACGAUUAUUACGUUUUGCUUAAGCAAGUUCGUCGAUCAAGUUAUUUUUGUCCUCAAUAGAACAAAGGAAACAAAGCCACACGGAAGAUACUAAUGAAAUCGAACAGCUAGAUUGGUUAAGUAUACAGUAAAGAUCUGUCAGUACAGUACUCAACGGUAUUGACUUGUCUUCUUUCACGAUGGUUUCAUCGCAAACUAAAUUCUUGCCAGGGUAAAAUGCAACGACGAGUUCCAAAGUUCUGUCAAAGGCUGACUCGAAGUGACUUCCGUUUUAGCUUUACGCAUCACUGUUCAAUUUGUCCUAGUUCAUGACUCCAUUCACUCUUGCGCCUGGGCUUUUGUUGUUUACUUGCCGCUAACUUGACUUGAAGUCACUUGCGUUUUAGCAUUACGCAUUUAUUUCAUUUAAGGUCCUCAAGGGGAGCAAUUGAUCACUGUCCAAGUUUUCCUAUUUCAUGACUCUAUUAACACACGGUGUUUAGCUUGUUAUUUACUCAAAGGUAAAGAUGCCAAAAUUUAUUGUUAGCCCACUGAGGAAUUGGUUCUUAUUCCUGGGCAAAAUAAGCGGCUCAAAUGAUAAAACAAAAGCCAGAGGAAGUAGACAACUGAACAAUGAUUAUUUUAUGUUAUUCCCACAUGCCAACCAUUAAAAGUCAAAGAAAGGAACUCUGACCGGCGUAUUUAUCAAGAUUAUAUCAAAACAUCACUGCAUUGUUUUUGUGUUUCUCUUUCAAACUUUGCAUACCACAAACCUGACGAGAGAGAAGAGUGAGGAAGUUGUUCGCUUUGACGAGUAUAAAGGCCAGUGAAUAUAUGGUUCAUUGGCCACGUUUUUGAAAACACGACUUCAGUCGUAGAAAGACUGAAAUAGACUUGAAGUAAACGUUAACACCGGGCAGAAACAAAAUCCCAAAAAAGCAACAUGAAAAGGGCUUUAAUAGCAAUUUGCCUCCUUCUUUUAAUGACUGAAACAAAUUCGGUUUUCUGGAGCAGACGAAGACGGCGAAGGAGGUCUCCACCUCCUUGCAGCGCUGUUAACUGUCAAGUGGGAAGUUGGUCAAGUUGGAGUUCUUGUUCACAUCAGUGCGGUACUAGCGGCGAACAGACACGAACGCGACAACAGGUACAGGCCGCGUCUUGUGGAGGCACUUGUCCUUAUAGCUUGAGUGAAACGCAAGCGUGUAACAGAGAUAGUUGUCAAAACGGUGGCACGCCGUACAGUGGCGGAUGUAGCUGUAGAGCGGGAUACGGUGGGACGUGUUGUGACCAAGGUGAGUCUAAACUCAGAAGACCUAUUCCAGCUUGCAGCUUGCAGACAAACCCCCAGAGUGAGGAAUUACGUUACUACUGUCCAACAAUACCUUUUUGCUUUAACAUUCGAUUUCGAAAUCACUUUACUCACUCUGGAAAAACAAUGUGGACGACCAAGUUUUUAGCUGUUACGUUACUGCUGCUAGCUUUAGCGCGGAACACCGAACCUUGGCGGCGGAGAAGACGAAGGCGCGCUCCACCACCGUGCCCCACGCGAAAUUGUCAAGUCGGCUCAUGGUCAUCUUGGGGCGCCUGCAGCCGUCAGUGUGGCACAAGCGGAACGCAGAGUAGAUGGAGAUCAAAAACUGUGGUGGAAACUUGCGGGGGAACAUGCCAUUACCCACUGAACCAGAAUCGCGCUUGCAAUAGAGACGCAUGUAAGAAUUCAGGUACCCCUCAUAGUAGUGGAUGCUCUUGUCGGCCGGGAUACCGGGGAACCUGUUGUGAAAGUGAUGUGAACGAGUGUCAGAACAACCCAUGCCAACACACGUGUACGAACACGUUCGGUAGUUUCACAUGCAGCUGUUAUUCCUGCUACACCAAAGUCGGAUACAACUGUGACCUGAGGCAGUGUAAAAUCAGCAAUCGGUGUUACUCAUAUGGUACAGUGAAUCCCAGCAAUCAGUGUCAGGAUUGUAACAGCACCAGCAAGCUAGCCUGGAGAAACAACAACGCUUUGUCGUGCAGUGAUAAUAAGGCGUGCACUAAAAAUGACCGGUGUUCAAAUGGUGUCUGUUCUGGAACGCCAUUCACGUGCCUUCCGUGUGAAGAGUGUUACAAUGACGCAUGCCGCGUGAAACCAGGAUACUGUGUGAUCAACGAUGGUGGAACACGAAAAUGUUUUAACCAUGGAGACAUCCGACCCGGAUAUCCUUGCCAGCAAUGUGACAGCAACCGCAACAAUCAGUGGAGCUACAACAACAAUCUCCAGUGCAGUGACAACAACUUGAAGACCAAAAAUGAUCGGUGCUCCAGGUGUGGCAAAUCGGCAUGCAUCACGUACCAAUGA
Messenger RNA from Orbicella faveolata, 3402 nucleotides. RefSeq lists its product as uncharacterized. The record is from RefSeq and is a predicted model, not a curated record. Gene Ontology annotation, molecular function: calcium ion binding; protein binding. NCBI's taxonomy places the organism in Eukaryota, Metazoa, Cnidaria, Anthozoa, Scleractinia, Merulinidae.